Messenger RNA from Colletotrichum costaricense, 1374 nucleotides. RefSeq names its product proline-rich. The coding region runs from base 1 to 1374 and encodes 457 amino acids. Gene Ontology annotation, molecular function: actin binding. Lineage: Eukaryota; Fungi; Ascomycota; Sordariomycetes; Glomerellales; Glomerellaceae. The transcript has 2 exons. The record is from RefSeq and is a predicted model, not a curated record.
AUGCCCCCUCCACCUCCGCCGCCGCCGCCGAUGCCUGCGAUGGGCGGCCCUCCUCCGCCUCCCCCGCCGCCAGGAGGUCCUCCUGGAGCUGGCAAUCUACCUUCGAGACCACCACCAGGAGGCAGAGGCGCUCUACUCUCCGACAUCACGAAAGGCAGGGCUCUCAAGAAAGCCGUUACGAACGAUAGAUCUGCGCCGGUAGUUGGGGGUUCGUCUGGUGGCGUUUCCUCCGGAGGACCGCCUCUAGGAGGUGCGCCUCCGGUCCCAGGCUUUGGUGGUGCCCCUAAACCUCCCGGUGGCCUCGCUCCUCCGGUGCCCGGAAAUCGAGCUAGAAGCAAUAGCGACCAGAGCGGGCGAGAAAGCGCGCCUGCACCGCCCACACAGGCAGCACCACAAUUAGGGGGACUCUUUGCGGGAGGCAUGCCGAAGCUGCGGAAGACUCGUGGCGCCGUUGAUACCGGUGCUUCUAUGGACUCGUCAUAUCUGUCGGAUCCCGAGAGCAAUGUGCGGUCGUCCUCUGCGCCGAAGCCACCCACAUUCGGAGCACCAAAACCUCCUGGCGGUGCGGCGCCGGCCCCGCCGGGAAGGCCGCCUUUACCUCCUCCCAACGCCGCACCGGCCCUGCCACCAUCCAUUGCCAACUUGCGCAAGACGCCCAGCGAUCUACCUCGGCCAGGCUCUUCAGCAUCGAUGAAAGGACCUCCGCCUCCUAUAGGCAAGAAGCCGCCGCCACUGCCAGCAUCCCGGAAGCCCUCGACUACGCCCAGCCACCCGCCUCCAUUACCUGGAUCGCCAGCUCCAGGAGCACCCCCUCCACCACCUCCAUCGUCUGCUCCAGCACUUCCGUCCGCACCCCCCUCGGCGCCGCCACCACCCCCUGCUGCUGCUGCUCCCAGAGCUCCAGCGCCAUCGCCUCCGUCGAGGUCCCCAGCACCUCCACCUCCUCCACCGGCCUCAAACGGACCUUCGCCGCUGGCAAUGCAAGCCGCUUUACGAGCAGCCGGCCAGGCAUCUCCAAGUGCUGCUCCACCGCCUCCCCCAUCGGCGGCCCCCUCGCCCCCCGCCUCUGCACCUCCUCCACCAGCAGCACCCCCUACGAGGGCCCGUGCUGGUUCUGGUCUACGAUCUUCUAUGCUAGAUCCAAGCGCCUUCACGCUUGCUCCCAAUGGUGCAAAGAGUCCAAGUCCUACUCGAACGAACACGAUGAGCAGUCUCAAUGUCGGCGGUGGUGGUCAACGAUACAUCGUACAAGAUCCUCGAUGGAAGUUCCAGGAUGAUGCCAUGUUGCCAAAGCCAAGGGACUUUGUAGGCGGUCCCCGACGAUACAGAGCCGGGAGAGGUAGCAGUGUUCCUCUUGAUCUCAGCGCCCUAUAA